Molecule: messenger RNA, 444 nt
Organism: Notodromas monacha
Lineage: Eukaryota; Metazoa; Arthropoda; Ostracoda; Podocopida; Cyprididae
Source: the annotation of a GenBank genome assembly
GGCGAAGUUUCUUCGCAGAAAUCUCGAAGAGGAGCUGCUGCAUUAAAAACAGAUGUUGCCGACAAGACCUCGACCCCUGCGAAACGAGGGAAAGCUGCUCGGAAAAUUGUCGAAAAUACGGCGGAGCAAAAAGCCGAUUCUAUUGAUGCCGAGCCGCAGCCCGUGAAAGACGCCACUCCCGCGAAACGUGGUAGACCCGGAGCGAAGGCGAAAGCGAACAUUACAGAUUUUGUCACCGAUGCUACCGUUGAUGGACAAAGCGGGGAAGAAUCUGCCCAAUCGAAGAAAGCUACGCCAGCAAAGCGUGGUAGACCUGCUGGCAAAGCUAAAGCUCUUGCUACCGAUCAUGGUGUUUCGGAGGAAAAUACAGAACAUCCGCUGCAAAUUAAGGAAGCCACGCCGGCAAAGCGUGGGCGAGGUGCUGGUAAAGCGAAAGCUCAGGCA